CUGAGCCACCUCACCUUGCUUCGGAGCUAAAAUGCUCUGUGUAAGCAGGGGAGUAGUGACACCCAACCUUCUGCUGCCGUAUUCGCGGAGGAGGAACUGCUCCUUGCAGUCCCAAAAGCUGGCCUACAGCUGGCUGCCCACAAGCUCUGCAGCGGUACUUCCUGCACGCUACUGCCCUGACUUCUCCCUCCCCGCAGAGGCUGCCCGUUUCGCCCGGUCCCGCACGGGGUUCCCUGUGGCCACCGGCCCACGGUCUCGACGCCCCGCCCAGCCCGGCCGGCCCCGCCCCGCCGCCUAUUCCCCCGGGAGCCUCCGCGGGCCGGGCAGAAGGACGCGGUCGCAGCCGGAAGCGGAGGCGCCGAGAAGGCGGCGGAGGGCAGCGCUGGCGGCUGCUUUUGCAGGUACGAUGGCUCGUGUCUUUGUGUACGGCACGCUUAAGAAGGGCCAGCCCAACUACAAGCACAUGAUCAACACCGCCAAGGGGAUAGCCAAGUACCAAGGAAGGGGCCGCACGGUAGAGAAAUACCCUCUGGUGAUCGCGGGGAAGUACAACAUCCCCUACAUGCUAAACAUCCCGGGCACGGGACACCACAUCGCAGGGGAGAUUUACACUGUGGAUGACCAGAUGCUGCAGUUCCUCGACGAAUUCGAAGGCUGCCCGGACAUGUACCAGCGUACAACGAUGAGGAUCGAGGUGGUGGAGUGGGAGGGGAAGAGCGGCACAGCCGAGGUACGGCCAGCCAGCAGCGGGGUGAUGGAGUGCUUCGUGUACAACACCAGCACCUACCAGCCUGAGUGGGUGCAGCUGCCCUACCAUGACAAUUACGAUUCCUCCGGGACCCACGGCCUCUCCUACGUUCUACGAGAGAGCAGAGAUUGAGCCGGCACAGCCCUGCGAAGACAGUGCUAAGCAGGUGUUGCGUGGCAGCCCUUCCAGAAACCCCGUAAUGCCUGUCUCUUAAAUCCCCACAUCUCCCAUAACCUCCCAGACCUGGGCACGCUGGCUCUAGCGCUGCAGUGCCGUAGGCCUGGAGACUGGCACAGCCUUGUGCCCCCACUAACCUGCCCUAACUGGUUUCGCGUGAUGCCUGAAAUAACUGUGUCUGUGCACAGCAGUGGGAGGGUUUAGGUUUUUCCCGCCCCCUACCCCUUCACUUCAGUGCAUGGCCGAGGUGAGUGGAAGACAGAUGAACACACUAAUUCUUUCUUACCCGAACUGAUACAUUUAUCACGUGUGUUCCAUAAGCUGGGUGGAGUAAUGACAUUAUUGUACUAAUAGCUAAAACUGAUUUUAAAAAAAUCGUACCUGCAAGCAAAGUAAAAUGCACCUCACGUCUAAUAUUGUCCUGUCGUGGUAGGCUACUGAAUGUAAACCAAGCGGCAAGCAAAUGUCUGUGGGGGAAAAAUGACCGCACAGGUAGUCUGCGCUUCGGGAAAAAUACAACAUUGCUGUAGAAAUAAAGGGAAGAGAUUUUUAAAGAUGACUAUUCUUACUUUAUAAUGCAAUGUUUUUUCUGAACUGGAGAUGAUUAUUUUUAAAAUGUGUUUAGUUUUAUGAGAUACUGUAAAGAAAUAUUAAAGAAUUAUUAAAGAGAAUUACAUUUAAAA
Molecule: messenger RNA, 1608 nt
Organism: Numida meleagris (helmeted guineafowl)
Lineage: Eukaryota; Metazoa; Chordata; Aves; Galliformes; Numididae
Gene: GGACT
Product: gamma-glutamylamine cyclotransferase
Exons: 2
Coding region: 32-880 (282 amino acids)
Molecular function (GO): gamma-glutamylaminecyclotransferase activity
Source: RefSeq, a predicted model, not a curated record